Lodderomyces theae is the source of this 3306-nucleotide messenger RNA. It is a transcript of the gene MET10, whose product is annotated as sulfite reductase subunit alpha. Gene Ontology annotation, molecular function: FMN binding; sulfite reductase (NADPH) activity; flavin adenine dinucleotide binding. The transcript has a single exon. The record is from RefSeq and is a predicted model, not a curated record. Bases 1 to 3306 code for a protein of 1101 amino acids. Gene Ontology annotation, cellular component: cytosol. Lineage: Eukaryota; Fungi; Ascomycota; Pichiomycetes; Serinales; Debaryomycetaceae.
AUGGUUCCACACGUGCUUUCAGAAGAGGCUCCAAAGGGUCCAAAUGGUACUACUACCAGUGAAGUCAGUUUUGGAGGGUCGAGUGUUUCAAAAUUAAUCACUGCUAACCCAUUUGGAUUAACCACCGAUCCAAACCUUAUUAGAGGAACAACUUACACAUCAAGCGGCACACUCAUCAACCAGACCAUUUACGCUAUUGCAUCGAAAAUUUUUAGUUAUGAAACUGUUGGUGCAGAAAACUUGCUUGACUCAUAUAUUCAACUUUGGUUGCACAACCAACAAUCAAACGCUUUUGGUAUUGUUCCCUUUUACAAUAAGUUUGAAGUUAGGUCGGGUGCUUCAAAUGCAAUCUUGGGGUACUUCAAGAGGAACGGAACUCAUGGUCAACCAGUUUCAACCAUUGUAGGAGCCAGUGGUGUUGAUUACAUGAGAUCCUCAUUGUUGGGGCAAAAGGCGCCUUUGGCUUUGAAUGUUUCAGCAGUUGACUUUGUUGAAGAUGCAUUGGUUUCAAAUUACGGAAGGGUUGUGAAUGCUGCUAGAGAUUUAAACUUCCCUGUUUUCACUCCUACUGAAUCCGGUAAUGAGAACCAGCAUUUGGCCAUUUUAAACCAUUUUUAUGCUUUUGCAACUGGUAAGCCUUCGAUUUUCUUGUACGAGGGUGUUGAAGCUGCUAAAAGUUUUAAAAGAUUUGAAGACAUUUUGUCAGUUGAAGAGAUUGGACAAUUGUAUCAAAACUUGUUAGAUUCUGCUCCAUCAUCUGAUCUCAGUAUCGAUGCAGCUUUUGAAUUGUUGAACAAAUUUACUGGGAAAAAAUAUUCCCAAUUUGAGUAUUUGGGGGGAAAGAAUGCCAAGACUGUAUUUGUUGCUUACGGAACUCAUGUCAAUGAGCAAUGGAAAAACAUUGUCAAUGAAGACGUUGGAUUGGUGCAAGUCAGGGUUCCACUUCCAUUUAACCAGGCCAAGUUUUUGCUGGUUAUUCCUGAGGCAGCUGAGAAGUUGGUUAUCUUGACUUCUGGAAAUGACAAGUUAAAGGCCGAUAUUAGUGCUGCUUUGUUUUUUGGCAACAGGUACUACUCGCUUUCAAUUGAGGAGUUUAAACACCCAUUGGAUUUCAACUGGACUCCAAUCACCAUUGCCAAGACUAUCUCCAAGUUUGAUUCGCGUUUGAAAAUUGCAGACUUUUUGCCAUCGUACGACAACGAACCAAAGGAUCAAAUAAUUACUGCCAAUACUUCACCUGAAGGACAGUACUUGUUUUGGAGCAGAGAUGAUCGUAUUGUGGUUGAUACAGUUGACAAGUUGGCACUUUCCUUGUCUUUGGAUGACUCCAAGAAUGUUGCUAUUAGAAACAAGUACGACAACUCAAAGUCAGGUGGUGUAUUCUUUUCCCAAAUUACUUCAACCACUGGAGCAUACAGCAACAUCGAUGCGGCAGAUGUUGUCGUUAUUGAGGAUUUGUCCUUGUUGAACGGCUACGACAUCUUAGCAACGGCUAAACCUGGAGCCACUAUCAUCUUCAUUAAUCAAAAACAACUGAUUGAUGUUGAGAAAUUGCCACUUGAAUUUAAAAAAUCAUUGGCCUUGAAUGAUAACAAGCUUGUUGCAGUUGAUUUCACAAUUGUUGAUGCUUUAGAUGAAACCAACAACGGAACCAAAGGUUUGACCGCGGAACUUUUGUUGCAGUUGGCGUUUUGGAGAGCAACUUUACCAGAGUUAGGAGACUACAUUGUAAACAAGUUGUUGCAAGCCAAUGGUGGAUCGUUUGAGUUAUUGGCCACCGUCUUGGAUAAUUUUAUCAAGGCAGCCGAUUUGAAGAACGCCAUUGUCAAUCUUGAAGUAUUGCCCGAGUGGCUUGAUUUGAAGGAGGAAGCUGCUCAACUGGAUGAGAAAGAACAGAAGGAAGAUGCAUCUACUGAAAAAAAGAAAGAAGAAGCUUCUAGCAAUGCUGAAAAAUCAGAGGAAAAACGAGCAGAACCUCUCCCAUUCUUUGUCACCGAGACAUCUGUUUUUGCUAACCCAAGGGUACCGCUUGAGAAACCGGAAGAAGUUCACAACACUUUCCACAAACACAUUGCACAAAAAGUAGUGUUCCCUGAAGCAUUCAAUCUCAAGAAGGAUUUGAGACCAGACUUGCCUGUGAAGAACUUUGUGGUCAAGGUUCAGGAAAAUAAGAGACUAACUCCUGUUGAAUAUUCAAGAAACAUCUUCCACAUUGAAUUUGAUAUCACUGGAACCGGCUUGAAGUACGAGAUUGGAGAGGCGUUGGGAAUUCACGGAAGAAACAACUCGGAACAAGUUGAAGCUUUCCUCAAGUUCUACAAUGUUGAUGGUGACUCCUUGGUUGAAAUCACCCAUAAAGAGGAUCCAGGUUUGGUGGAGAUUAGAUCAGCAAGACAGAUUUUGAGUGAGUCGAUUGAUUUUUUGGGUAAGCCACCAAAGAGAUUUUACGAGGCGUUGGCUGAAUUUGCAUCUGAGCCUAAGGAGAAGGAACACUUGACCAAGUUGGCAAGUGCAGAAGGAGCCGAGGAGUUGAAAAAGAGACAAGAUGUGAACUUUGAUUCGUACUUUGACAUUUUGGAAGAGUUCAAAUCCGCAAGACCCAAAUUUGCUGAUUUGGUGAAGAUUAUUGCGCCAUUAAAGAGAAGAGAAUAUUCCAUCGCAUCUUCACAAAAGAUUCAUCCUAACUCAGUACAUUUGCUCGUUGUUGUCGUUGAUUGGAUUGAUCCUAAAGGGAGAUUGAGAUAUGGUCACUGUUCGAAAUACUUGUCCGACUUGAAAGUUGGUGAUGAAUUAGUUGUCAGUGUCAAGCCUUCAGUAAUGAAGUUGCCUCCAUUGACAACACAGCCAAUUGUCAUGUCUGGUUUGGGUACCGGUUUAGCUCCAUUCAAGGCUUUUAUUGAAGAGAAGAUUUGGCAACAACAGCAAGGACAUGAAAUUGGUGAAAUUUAUCUUUACAUGGGAUCAAGACACAAGAAGGAGGAGUAUCUUUAUGGUGAACUUUGGGAGGCUUAUAGAGAUGCGGGUUUGUUGACUCACAUUGGUGCUGCAUUCUCCAGAGAUCAGCCUCAAAAGAUUUACAUCCAGGACAAAAUUAGAGAAUCUAUCAAUGACUUGACUGAUGCUAUUGUCAACAAGAACGGGUCAUUUUACUUGUGUGGUCCUACCUGGCCUGUUCCUGAUAUCACUGCAUGCUUGGAGGAUAUUGUUUCGAAUGGUGCAAAACUCAAGGGCGAGGACUUGAAAGAUGUUGCCAAAGUCGUUGAGGACAUGAAAGAAGAUGGAAGAUACAUUUUAGAGGUCUAUUAG